AUAUAUUUUUUGAAACUUGUGAUUUAAGCAGGAGCCAAAUGGCAUAGGUUCUCGGCGAGUUUAAAACCAAUACUAUUUUUAAUACAAAUUCAAAAAGUAUCAAGAGAUUUAGAUUUGAAUUAUAUAAUUAACGUUACCACAAUUGGCUAAAAAUGUCAACAAAAGUGAUGCACUUCUGAGUAAUUGGACUUUUACCAAUUUUAUACAGAAUAGAAACUGAAAGAGUCAUUCAAGGGUCAUGAUCAAAAAGUAUUUAACUUGUCGCUAAAAAGUGUCACAUUAACAAAAUCGUGUAUAAAUCUGUAUAUCUAUACGUAAUGUUCGAACAUCGAAAACAAAAGAAUUUAAAAAAUUUAUAGAAGGAUUUUUCAAUUGAAACCAAAAAUCAUUAACUUUGUCACACACCUUGGCAUGGAUUUUAAGUAUGCGCAGUGGUAGUAGGAAAAGCAAGUCCAUUAACAGAUUUUUACAUCUGUUUCGAGAGAGAAAAUUCUCUCUUGAUUUUUAAAAUCCAAUUCAUUUUCUCGAUCUGUCGCUCUCUAUAAGUGACAAAGCGAAACUAUUUUUUUCGUCGAAUCGAGGAAAAUAAAGAAAACAGCAACAGAGCCAAAAAACAUGAUACAAAUCCGUUGGACAGAAAUAGCGCCACCCACCUUAAGUUUUGAAAUUACAUUUUUAAAAAGAUAGCGAUGAGCCAUGGCGUGCAGUUCUCUUUGUUUUCAGAACGACAUGGAGAAGACAACGCGGCCGAAGAGAAACCGACGGCACAGCAGACGCGCCUGGCCACCGGAGGACGAGCUGCAGACACCAACGCGAGCCAUCAAACGCUUGUUUACGCCCGACAUCAAGAGGAUGCUUAAGGAUUGGCUGAUCCGUCGCCGGGAGAAUCCGUAUCCCAGCAGGGAGGAGAAAAAGCUGCUUGCUGCUGAGACUGGACUGACUUACACCCAGAUCUGCAAUUGGUUCGCGAACUGGCGCAGAAAGCUGAAGAACUCAGAGCGAGAGAAGGCGAAGAAGUCCUGGGGUCAUUUGAUCAAGAACUACAACCAUAAUGCGAGGGGAAACGUUGAGCAGUUCAGCAUCUCGUCGGAGGAUAGUAUUUGGGAGGAGGAGAUGCGCUCGUGUCCUGCGGAGGAUGACGAAGGCGAUGAUGAUGACGAGUUUUCCAGCCACAGCACCGCCAGCGAUGGGAAUGCCAAUAAUGACUCCACAACCCCGUACCAGCCGAAUUUCUAUGUGGAAUCUGCGGACUUGCCCCAUCGGAUACCGAUGUUGCCCACUGUGCAGAUAAGCAGGACCAAGUACAAGCACCAGAUGAUGGAGAAGUAUCUACGCGAUACUUCCACGGCCGAUGAAGUCAUUCAACCGGCUACUCAACUCAACAAGUGGCUGGAAAGUGCUGCUAAAUUCACACCGGACAGAAAUAACUAUCACAUUGAGUGGAAUACGAGCAGGCAGAAAAGCAGCAGUUGCGGCCAAUCCCAUAACCAAGUGAUCUUCUCGACCGAUGCCACGGCGGUGGCUCUCGGUGAUCGCUGGAUCCUCCAUCACAGAGACGAACUGGACGCCGCGGAGGCCUUGGCUAACCUCGCCUUUAACUGUAGGCAGCGCUGGCAACACUCCACGAUCAGCUCCUAGGAAGCGCCACCGAAGACUCCGUGGUGGACAACUGACGCCAUCAUUCCAGCAGAAGUUUAAGGGCCCGUUGGCUUCUUUUGGUUUUCAUUUUUUAACUUAUUUUUUAAUACUUAAAUUAAGAAACUUUUGAAUAAAUUUUAGAUAGCAUUUUUAAA
Molecule: messenger RNA, 1793 nt
Organism: Drosophila gunungcola (fruit fly)
Lineage: Eukaryota; Metazoa; Arthropoda; Insecta; Diptera; Drosophilidae
Product: homeobox protein Mohawk
Exons: 3
Coding region: 697-1638 (313 amino acids)
Biological process (GO): cell development; muscle organ development; regulation of transcription by RNA polymerase II
Cellular component (GO): nucleus
Molecular function (GO): DNA-binding transcription factor activity, RNA polymerase II-specific; RNA polymerase II cis-regulatory region sequence-specific DNA binding
Source: RefSeq, a predicted model, not a curated record